Messenger RNA from Cheilinus undulatus (humphead wrasse), 1481 nucleotides. It is a transcript of the gene hmg20a, whose product is annotated as high mobility group 20A. Gene Ontology annotation, biological process: regulation of gene expression. Gene Ontology annotation, cellular component: nucleus. The record is from RefSeq and is a predicted model, not a curated record. Lineage: Eukaryota; Metazoa; Chordata; Actinopteri; Labriformes; Labridae. The transcript has 9 exons. The coding region runs from base 128 to 1003 and encodes 291 amino acids.
GCCCGUCUAUGUGGUGCUAUUCUGUGUCAUGGCCGCUGCAUUGUUAUGAUUGGGGAGAAUCCAUUGGACUGGUAGAUAACAGCAAAGGAUAACGUUAUUAAAGAUCUCCUCUGUUGUCAAAGACGUCAUGGAUGAGCAGACUAGCUCUCCUGCAGCCAACGCCGACAACAAUAGCCAGAGGAAUGGAGAUGAGAAGCCACGGCGUGGCAGCUGGACCAAAGGGAGGAAGAGGAAGAAGCCGAUGAAGGACAGCAACGCACCCAAAGCUCCACUUACAGGCUACGUACGUUUCAUGAAUGACAGACGGGAGCAGCUACGGGCAGAACGUCCAGACGUGCCUUUCCCUGAGAUCACGAGGAUGCUGGGCAACGAGUGGAGCAAGCUGCCACCGGAGGAGAAGCAGCGGUACUUGGAUGAGGCAGAGAAAGAUAAGGAGCGCUACAUGCGGGAGCUGGAGAAGUACCAGAAGACAGAAGCCUACAAACACUUCACCAGGAAGGUCCAGGAGAAGCAGAAGGGCAAGAGACACAGGGGAGAUGUCGGGCACCAGGUAGCAAACGAGGCUCUUCAUGAGAAGGAUGCAGAAGGGAAGGACAGAACUGUGUUUGACAUCCCAAUCUUCACUGAGGAGUUUCUCAACCACAGCAAAGCACGUGAGGCUGAGAUGCGGCAGCUGCGCAAAACAAACAUGGAGUACGAGGAGCGGAACGCAGCACUGCAGAAACAUGUUGAGAGCAUGCGUGGGGCAGUAGAGAGGCUGGAAGGGGACGUGAUGCAAGAGAGGGGACGCAACGGGCUCCUCCUCCAGCACUUGGAGACCCUGCGCCAGGCGCUCACCUCCAGCUUCUCCUCUGUACCUCUGCCAGGAAGUGGAGAGACGGCCACCCUCGAAACCAUCGACUCCUACAUGAAGAAGCUCCACAGCAUCAUCGUCGGCAACCCACAAGAAAACGAGAAUCUCAUCAACACUGUGAGAGAUGUGGUCAACCGUUUGGACAGAUAAUUGGACCGGGUCCAGCUGGUUUUGAUGGAUGGAGACUCACAGAGAUGCUGCUUCUUGGCGGCGAAUGUCGAUCUGUCACCCCAAUUGAUUUAAAAUCAUCUUUAAUUCCUCUUCUAAGAUGGUGUAGGUGAAGGUGAUGUAGCGUCUCAUAUUUAUUUAUUAUUUUUUACAUAUUUUUAAAACUGUUCAACACUUUGUUAAUAUAGCUGUAGCUUGUUUUAUAAAGAUUGUGAUGAGAUGACUUUCUGUCACUCCUGUUCUGUCUUCACCGUCCAUUUAUAGCAAAUGCUUUCACAGUGACACCGAAAAACAUUGCCAUGCAAGUUGUGAUCAAACAAAUGUGUCAGUAGGUUUGUAUUUACCAUUUCCAAGAGAGAUUGUUUUUCAUGCUCCAGUGAUGAAAAUAACAUGUGCCAUUUCCUUUUAUUUUCUGUGUGAAGACGUGUUUGUGUUUUCAAUAAAUGUGUUUGCUUGAGCA